GAGAGAGAGAGAGAGAAACAGAGAUGGGGGGAGAGAGAGAGAGAAAUAGAGAUACAGAGAGAUAUGGGGAGAGAGAGAGAAAUAGAGAUACAGAGAGAGAGAGAAAUAGAGAUACAGAGAGAGAGAGAGGGAGAGAGAGAGAGAGAGAGAGAGAGAGAGAGAGAGAGAGAGAGAGAGAUGGGGGAGAGAGAGAGAGAGAGAGAGAGAGAGAGAGAGAGAUGGGGGGAGAGAGAGAGAGAGAGAGAUGGGGGGAGAGAGAGAGAGAGAGAUGGGGGGAGAGAGAGAGAGAUGGGGGGAGAGAGAGAGAGAGAGAGAGAGAGAGAGAUGGGGGGAGAGAGAGAGAGAGAGAUGGGGGGAGAGAGAGAGAGAGAGAUGGGGGGAGAGAGAGAGAGAUGGGGGGAGAGAGAGAGAGAGAGAGAGAGAGAGAUGGGGGGAGAGAGAGAGAGAGAGAGAUGGGGGGAGAGAGAGAGAGAGAGAGAGAGAGAGAGAGAGAUGGGGGAGAGGGAGAGAGAGAGAGAGAGAGGGAGAGAGAGAGAGAGAGAGAGAGAGAGAGAGAGAGAGAGAGAGAGAUGGGGGAGAGAGAGAGAGAGAGAGAGAGAGAGAGAGAUGGGGGAGAGAGAGAGAGAGAGAGAGAGAGAGAGAGGAGAGAGAGAGAGAGAGAGAGAGAGAGAGAGAGAGAGAGAGAGAGAGAGAGAUGGGGGAGAGAGAGAGAGAGAGAGA
This is a messenger RNA of Pygocentrus nattereri (red-bellied piranha), 720 nucleotides long. RefSeq names its product RNA-binding protein 25-like. NCBI's taxonomy places the organism in Eukaryota, Metazoa, Chordata, Actinopteri, Characiformes, Serrasalmidae. The transcript has a single exon. The record is from RefSeq and is a predicted model, not a curated record. The annotation marks the transcript as partial.